Messenger RNA from Rhipicephalus microplus (southern cattle tick), 1879 nucleotides. RefSeq names its product serine/arginine-rich splicing factor 5. NCBI's taxonomy places the organism in Eukaryota, Metazoa, Arthropoda, Arachnida, Ixodida, Ixodidae. Gene Ontology annotation, cellular component: cytoplasm; nucleus. The record is from RefSeq and is a predicted model, not a curated record. Gene Ontology annotation, molecular function: mRNA binding.
CUUUUUGUAUCACCCCAGCAGCGCGAGCCAGCAAGCUUCGUCGCUUUCGUCUUCUUCGUAAUCAGAUUGCAGGGAGCGUAUUCGUUGCAUGGUUUCGGCGGCUUUGGGAUUGCUGAGAACGUCAGCUGCAACGAAGGAUGAUGCGGGAUAGUGACCUACGCCAACGCCCAUAGAGAAGUGCCCUCACUGCACGGCGGGCCUCCGUGCAGCAGCCGAUCGCCAUUUGGUGGAACCGACGGUGCCGGGCGGUGCGACGCGUCACGUGAGUUUCUGGACUCGUAUCGCCCUACAGCUGGGCUGUAGUCGAGCCACGAACCGUUCUACCCAGGUUCCAUGUUUCAAACACUGAUUAACACCUACCUGGAGCAGCGUCUGAGUGCGGUCCUCGUGCGCUGAAAGCAUCGGAGAGUUGCGGUCGCUGGCGGCCUCUCAUUUCGCGUGUUUACGGUAUCGGUGAUUGCAGUGACUGAGGCGAAACCAUGGCGACACGGGUGUUCGUAGGCCGGCUUAACUACGACGUUCGCGAACGUGACUUGGAGCGCUUUUUUCGAGGCUACGGUCGCAUCGAAGACAUCGUUCUCAAAAAUGGCUUCGGGUUCGUGGAUAUCACCGACUACCGCGACGCAGAGGACGCCGUGCGCGAUCUGAACGGCAAGCGGCUCAUGGGCGAACGAGUCACGGUCGAGCUGGCGAGGGGCAUGCGGCGCGGGCCUCCGGACUACGAUCGCGGUUCGCGGCGCUUCGGGCCUCCGACUCGCACAAACUACCAGCUGCUUGUGGAGAACUUGAGCAGCAGUGUGAGUUGGCAGGACUUGAAAGACUUCAUGCGCCAGGCGGGCGACGUGACGUACACGGACGCGCACAAGCUGCGACGCCACCAGGGAGUCGUUGAGUUUGCCAGUUAUUCAGACAUGAAGAACGCUUUGAGAAGUCUCGACAACGUGAGCUUGGACGGACGGAGGAUCCGUCUUGUGGAGACCAAACGCCUGCAACGCCGCUCUAGCCGAUCCAGCUCGCGCUCGAGGUCGCCGCGACGCUCAAGGUCCAACUCGAGACCGCGCCAGUCCUCGGGUCGCCGCAGGUCUUCGUCCGGCUCCGAACGUGCCUCUGCGCGCCGUCGUUCGCGUUCUUCGUCGAGACGCCCGAGCAGCAGCCGCUCGGGCUCCAGGUCGCCACGCCGAGUUAGCAACAAUCGUCGGAGCCGCUCGAAGUCGCCGCGUUCACCGGCAAAGCGCCUCAGCUCACGAUCGUCGUCCAGGGAGCGUCGAGUGGGCCCAGACCAGAAUCGCUCUGAUACCGAUCAACCUGAGGACCGAGCCGACCGCAAAGCUCAAGAAAACAAUAUUGGUCCCUGCGAAGAAGCCAGCAGCUCGCAUUCGCCGUCGGGACACGCCGACUGAAACAGCAACCAUCGCUUCAACAUUGCUCAUUUCGUCGUUCUUAACCGUGAUUCCACUUGGCACCAUUUUCGAGUCAGCGAGAGGUACUACCAGCCUAUUUACACGUGGAACUCUAAUCAUAGUCACUCGUGCGCGAAAAAAAAAAAAAAAAAAAAAAAACUCUCCGUCACCGUUGUAAGAGCUCUUCUCAGGAAGCAGUGUUGGUUGGUUUGUGUUUCUGGUGUGGUUGUGUGGCAAAGAGAGCCACUGCUCGUUAAGUCUUUUUCCUUGGGUUUUGUGGUCAAUAAAGCAACAGCUUUCACCACAUCUUCCAUGUGAAACCGAUGAAAUUGAAAAGGUAAAGGCAUUGUAGCUACAUUGUGUUGCAGCAACUGCAGUGCAUGCAAGCAAUCUGCCGACUGAAAGCCCUUAUCACUCUGCUUGUUGUUGAUUGCUUUGUUGAACAAAUAAAGUUUGAAGUCAUUAUGUACAAGCUGUAA